GCAUGAAGUAGGAUCCUUGAGCUGUUGCAGAGGCAGCCAACUGCUCCAUAUUUGGCUUCUAUUACACAUUUACAUACUGGAGAGAGAGAGGAGAGAGCUGUACUGCAGACAUCAUUUCUACUACAGUACAGGAGACAUACAAGACCUAUCGUACUGAGAGGGAGGGGGGCAGAGUAAAAAAACGCAACAGCUCAGACACCCUCUUCCAGCAACAACCUCGCUACUGCACUUUACAUGUAAAAAAAAAAAAAAAAAGGUCAAGAAAUUGAAGCAAUGUUGCUGGAUUAACCAGACAUGAUCAUAUUGUGGAGAAGAACCAUGCUGGUGUUAAGAAGAAUAAACAACCAGUGUUUCAAGAAUGGUGGUAGACAAGCCUCAUAAAUCACAUAUUCACAGUGAUGCCAAGAAUACAGAGACUGUUUAAUGAAGAAGCUGGAACUUCCUCUACCUGAGACCCAGAAACAAUUUCCCCCAGUAGGUAUUUAUUUAUGUGAAUAAAGAGGGCGCUGGAAACUGCUCUGAAAGUCUUAACCGUUGCUGUUACCGGCACUAGGAAGUAUAGCCAAGGAUAAAGACUACAGACCUGCCACAGUGAAUGCUAUUCCACAUCCACCGUUGGAACAUUGUGCUCACAGGGAGAUGAUUCCUCAUGAAGUUGUUGGGUUCCCUUCAGGAAUUAAAUGUGAUUUUCCUUUCACCAGACUGAAGUCCGCAUCUGUCAGACAGUGAGUAGGCAGUGGUGGCUGGCGGGGGUGGCAGAAAGCAAAACAUGAAAUCUAAUCAAGAAAGGAGCAAUGAAAGUCUACCACCAAAGAAACGUGAGCUUCCCGCCACUAGUCGACCUUCUGAAGAGAAGACAGUCGGACUGACAAAUGAAAACCACCGUACGGAUAGUUUAUCUUGGCUAUCCACCGCAGCCAGCAGCCAUGGUGGACGUCAUCAUGGGCCUGUAGGAACUUCAGUAGAAGCUGGUUUACAACAGGGGGUAGGUUUACAUAAAACACUUUCAACUGGUAUGGACUAUUCCUCCCCUAGUGCUACAAGGUCUCUACCAGCUGCAACAACAGUUCCUGCCAUUUAUCAAACCGUGCAGUCUCAUUCGGGUGCAUCUGCAUCUCCUGUGCAAUAUACUAAUGUGCCCCAAACGUUCCAGUUUAUUGGACCGCAUUACAGUGGACCAUCAUAUGCAGGAUUCAUCAAUUCGCAGCUAAUUUCACCUACAUCGAGUUCUGCAACAAGUGUUGUGUCUUCAACAACAGCAGGAGUCACCACUCCAUCGCAACGCUCCCAGAUGGAGGCUUAUUCCACUAUGCUGGCCAGUGUAAGCGGCUUAAGCCAGCAGGGGCAUAAAAUUGAAUCACAUCUAGAUCGGACUCCUGGAUUGAUUGCAGCUGGAUCACCACCUACCCACCUAAGUCAAUAUGUCCAUAUUUCCAGCUCAUCACAGAGUGGAGUCCGAACUCUUUCACCACCAACUAUCCCAGUCCAUUUACAUACGCAUGCCCCAGUGAUUCCUCAUACACUUACCCUGGGUACACCCUCCCAGGUGGUUGUGCAGUACUCAGAUUCAGGAGCUCAUUUUAUUGCUAGGGAUCCUACAAAGAAAGAAGAGAGUUUCAGGUCACAAGCCAAGGAAUUAUUAAAUGGGGAGAUUGAGAAAGUUAGGAGAUUUGUAGUUCCUUCCUCCACAGAUGCACAUCUAAUGAAAGCAGGCAAUAAUAAAUCAGCUUCCCAACAUUAUGAGACAAGGCACGUAGUUGUGCACCCUAGUACUGAAUUCAGUUCUCGGGAUCCCUCAGGUGUUCGGACCUCUGUCAUGGUAGUGCCCAACAGCAACACAGCUGCCACAGACAUUGACGUUCAACAAACCAUUAAGAGAGAAACCUCACCCUCAACAGCUCAUAACAAGGGAAGCUUACACUUAGGAAAACCAGCCCACCGGUCCUAUGCUUUAUCCCCACAACAGACUUUAUGCGCAGAAGGCGUAAAAACAAUGGCCACUUUAUCUCCUCACACAGUCAUCCAGACAACUCACAGUGCAGCAGAGCAACUUUCUGUUGGGCUGCCUGCUGCAGCCUUUUAUGCGGGUACACAACAGCCAGUUAUUGGCUAUCUCAGCAGUCAGCAGCAAACCAUUGGCUACCCUGGAAAUUUGCCACAGCACUUGGUGAUUCCGGGAACCCAGCCCUUGCUUAUACCAGUUGGCAAUCCAGACAUUGAAUCAUCUGCGGUGGGGGUAGCACCUGCUAUUGUCACGUCAUCUCCCCAAUUUGCAGCAGUGCCUCAUACAUUUGUCACUACGCCCAUUCCUAAAAGCGAUAACUACAGUGCUGAAUCCCUGGCAACUCAAACAGCCUACCAGACCGCAUUGGUUCCAGCUCAAAUUCACCUCCCAGUUGUACAGUCUGUUGCUUCUCCUAUGGCAGCUGCUCCUACACUGCCCCCUUACUUCACAAAAGGGUCAAUCAUUCAGCUGGCCAAUGGUGAGCUAAAGAAAGUAGAAGAUUUGAAAACCGAAGACUUCAUACAGAGUGCUGAUAUUAGCAUUGACUUGAAAAUAGACUCGAGCACAGUGGAGAGGAUUGAGAACAGUCACAGUCCAGGCAUUGCUGUGGUACAGUUUGCUGUGGGGGAGCAUCGGGCACAGGUCAGUGUGGAAGUCUUGAUAGAAUAUCCAUUUUUCGUAUUUGGCCAAGGCUGGUCAUCCUGCAGUCCUGAGAGAACAAGCCAGCUGUUUGAUUUGCCAUGUUCCAAGUUGUCAGUUGGAGAUGUCUGCAUAUCGCUUACCCUCAAGAAUCUGAAAAAUGGCUCCAUAAAGAAGGGGCAACCCAUGGAAUCAGCUAGCAUCUUGCUGAAGCACCCAAAGAAUGACAGUAUGUCUGGAAAUAAACAUAGGUAUGCAGAACAAGAGAAUGGGAUUAAUCAGGGAAGCGUACAGGUGUCAUCAGAGAAUGGCGAACUAAGGUGCCCUGCUGGAUUGAAUGCCAUGACCUUUGAAGCCAAAAUAGAACCUGGCAAGCCUAUGGCAACAAGGAAGAGGAGGUGGUCUGCCCCUGAAUCAAGAAAACUAGAGAAGUCUGAAGAUGAACCACCAUUGACUCUUCCCAAGCCUUCUUUUAUUCCUCAGGAGGUUAAGAUUUGCAUUGAAGGUCGAUCUAAUGUAGGCAAGUGAAACUUGUUUAGAGAAGACAAAUUAGGCUUACCCUUGUCUUUUUUAUUCAGAUUACUGUACUGUAGAAUAAAUAACCCAGUAUUUACAUGUUAUCAUCUUAUUUUAGGUUUAUGUUAUAACAUUAUUAUAGUUGCGGCUGGUAUCUUGCAGGAGGCUCUUAAUGCAUAUGAUCUUUCCACAAGUGUUCAUUAUUGUAGGAGUUAGGAUUUGGGGAAGCUAUUUAGGAGGCAGUCUAAGCUUUCUGCAGUCUUGGUGGAGAGGUUUGUAUAAACAUGGCUUCUGUGAUGUAGCUGCAGGGUGCCAACUUCAUGUUCAAGCGACUUCUUUUUCAUCUUUCAGCGAGGAUUACAAGGGAAAUGAAGAAUAGAAGUGUGAGCUGUCCCUUGUUAGAGGGUAUAGCUUCAUGACUGUGUUUAUGUUGCGGGUCACUGGCACAAAGAAAAAGUAACAGUUUAAGGUCAUUGUCAUGUUGACAAUGUUAAAAAUGCAAUUUCAAUAUAUUGGAGUCAUUAUUCAUGAUCAUGUUUCCUUUAAUUGGUCUCAUCAUAGAUUUGUGACUAGUGCCAUGAAUCAUUUUGGUGUUGUGUAGUUUUAACAUUUGUUGGUGAUCCCUUUACCUGUAGACUGCCUAGAUAAUUUGAGUUUCUUGUCUAAUGGCACUUGGUCUACAAAUAUAAAUUCACCCUAUGGAAACCUAACUGCACAAUUCAACGUCAGGGGGGCAGAGGCCCCCUGUGCUCUAAAAAGUUUCUAAUUUUUUUUGUGCUGUGAAAAAAUUCAGUCAUAUGUGUCCUUUUAAUUAUUUUUUAUUAUUAAUAUUAUAAAAUUCCAAUUGUGUAACUGCUGGAAUAGCAUUGCUUGCCUUAGUAACAAGGCAGGCAGCGUCUGACAGGACGCAGAGGCCAAUAUUAAGUUUCAAACCCCUCUAGCGGACUCCUGUUAGUUCAGGCAUUUAUUUUAGUAUAGUAAGUAAAUGUCUUGUAAACAUGGCGUGUGCUUACCAAGGUUUAAGCACGCUGCCCAUUUAGAGCAUUAACUUAAAUUGCUUGCAUCCUAGGGGCAAACAUUGUUUGUUCAACUUUUGUACUUUAGUAACAAUUGGUGCCACUUUUUUGUUUUUAAAGUUCAGUGUGACACAUUAAGGAAUAAGAACUGGAGGAGUAAUAAGAGAUUGACUAUUAGCACUUAAAAUGCUGAUCACACUUUAUCGGCGAGCAUCUUGCUCUAAUGUUUGCUAAGUACUGUAUCUCUCUUUUUAUCUGUGUAUUUGAAAAAAUAUAUAUAAUUUUUUUACUUUUUAUUUUAUUUUUAUUUUUUUGGAACACUGAAACCUACAUGAAAAUAUGUAGAGCUUCUUAGAGCAAGAUGUUGAAAGUUUUAAUGUGGUUUCAAAGGGAUGAAUGUAAAUCUUGACCUAGGAUGUGACCGUUUAUUGUCCCAAAGGACUACUUUACAGAAGGCACUUUUAGAAAAGAGUUGAAGUCAUAUUUGCGCUGACAUUGCUUACGAUAGGGAAAUAUUAAGCUAGAUAGAUAAAUAAAAAAGUUGUCCAGUGUUUAAAAAAAAAAAAAGAUGGACUUUAAACAAACAAAAAAAGAGAAAACCACAAAAAAAAUCUUGCAGUUUGCACAUCUUGAGUUUUGCAUCUGAAUGAUAUUCCUGCAAAUGAAAUGUAAUAAUGUUGUAGAGACAGGAAGGAACAGCUGAAAGAACAUGGAUACAUGUAGCAAUUACUUACUAUUAACUUGCCUAAUUUGUUAAUGUAGUGUUUCUUUCACAGUUUCAAUCUUUCUGUCACACUGAAACAAGUCUGAGAAGGAACACUGAUAAAUCACAGUGUAGUAGAGCCUGUUGUGUGUAGUAUGUGUGUGUGCGUGUUAUUGUUUUACCCCCCAACUUUUUAUUAACCUCUACAACAAGCACCUAUAGUCAUGAGUACAAAAAUAUUUUGUGUAGAUAUGCAUAUUUUAACAUUUUUUUAUGUUAAUGUAAAAUAAAAGAGUAAAUCAUUAAAGAGAGGCUAGAUUGCACACGUAAACAUAUACAAUAAAUGUGUAGUCCCACUUUGCUAGUCCAAAAUGUAACGUAUACAGUAUACUAUACUGCCUUUAUUAUCUCUUGUUCAUCCUGUAGAUGAUGGUAACUUGCUCUUGUGUUUAUCGCCCUCUUUUCAGUUGAGAAUGUUGAGAAGUGUGUGACAAGUUUUCUCUGAUUGUGGAAUCACUGUUCUACAGAACUAGGUGUUGUGUGCUAUGAGGUAUUUGUUACUGGAGCCUCAUAUAAAGUAGCUUUCAUGGCUCUGAGUUCCAAAGCUAGAAACAUAACUUAGUCUAUUGUGUUUUUUUUUCAAUACUUCUUUAUCUUUAACACAAAUCCAAUAUCCAUGUUCUAGUUUAAAUGUAACUGUAAGAGAUACUGUUUCAUAGAAAAUGAGUACAGUACUUGUGUCUAAUGAAAGGAAAUAUUCACUGUUGUGUAGGGAUUUCCAAACUUAGCAUGUAGUAGCAUUAUAGUUCAUUAUAAUUUGCCAAUCAUUUUGUGAAUGAAUUUGGUCUGUGUUCUAUUUUUUUUCCCGUCUCUGUCAUCAAAAAUCACAAAAUGUCUGCAGUGCCUCCAUUUUACUGAAGUGUAAACCUCUGUUUGACCCUAAUGCCACAGCACCUAUUCUAAUAACCCACAAGCUCUCAGGUACAGUUCUUUUAUUGUUUAUUAGUGCGGCAGGGACAGGCUAUGGAGGGAAGAGAAUAGGUUCCGUUUCUCUAAGGUAAGAGUGUCCAGACAUUUCAUUAGACAGUAACAACAACAAAUAGGCUGAAAUCCAUUCAUCAAGGUACACAAAAUAUUACACAGACAUAUGUACAGUAUGCAUUUAUAUCUUUACAUGUGUGCAGGUAUAUAUUCAACAUGUAGAUUUAUAAGCAGAACAUAGGUUUUCAUUAUUAAAAUGGGAAAAGGACCAACAUUUUGCGCAAUAAGCAUCUCUAUAAAAUGACAUUAGAAAUAACGAUCAUAAUCUCUAGCCCAGAAAGCAAUAACAAAACAUAGUUAAUGAGAAGGAAGAUUGGCACAUCUUGUGGCACUGACCCAAUAACUUACUGUAACCCUCUGUAGCUUUAACCUUUCUUUUCUUUAUUGAUUCUAUAGGCUAUUACAGUGAGCACCGGACGGUGCUGCCUGAGCACCGGGCAUGUGAUGCCCGGUAUAUCAGUGCUGCCUGAGCACCGGGCAUAUGAUGCCCAGUAUAUCAGUGCUGCCUGAGCUCCGGGCAUAUGAUGCCCAGUAUAUCAGUGCUGCCUGAGCACCGGGCAUGCAGUGCCCAGUAUAUCAGUGCUGCCUGAGCACCGGGGAAUAUGAUGCCCAGUAUAUCAGUGCUGCCUGGGCACUGGGCAUGUGAUGCCCAGUAUAUCAGUGCUGCCUGAGCACCGGACAUAUGAUGCCCAGUAUAUUAGUGCUGACCCUAUCUGAAUCCAUCUCUCGCCCCAUUGUGGACAACACAUAUAUUGCAGUGCAUUGAUGUCCUCCAUGGUUGUGGAGGGAUUAAUGUUCUACUUAUUCUCCUCAGGGCACUUUUUCUCUUCUGUUUAAUUUAGUAUGGUUAGAGGAAUGGGAAUGUAUAAGGAAUUACAAGUACCAUUGUACCACAUGCAAAGGCAACAAAACGACACAGAAAAUCUCAGUGUCAGAUACACCUGAAAGCAAAGCCACAAUUACUGUGGCUCUUCAUGUGACACAAUGUCAGUUUGGAGAAUCCAUAAGAGAAAGCUUCAGACAAUGUAGUGCCAAUCCUGGUUUAGAAUUGAUCUGAUUGUAGAAAGGAUUGAUUCACUUUGGUGAUACAGAGGUUAAUCACCCCUGGAAUCUAUAUGAUCUGUCCCAACUGUAACAACAUAAUAUCUGCCAUUCCCCUAGCAGAGAAACAAUGGGGAGGUGGA
Molecule: messenger RNA, 7104 nt
Organism: Pseudophryne corroboree (corroboree frog)
Lineage: Eukaryota; Metazoa; Chordata; Amphibia; Anura; Myobatrachidae
Gene: ATXN1
Product: ataxin 1
Exons: 7
Coding region: 770-3172 (800 amino acids)
Biological process (GO): nervous system development; negative regulation of transcription by RNA polymerase II
Cellular component (GO): nucleus
Molecular function (GO): RNA binding; protein binding
Source: RefSeq, a predicted model, not a curated record